AUGUACUUUAACGCCAACCGGGAGUAUGGUAGUGCUGCAUACAUCUCCGGUAAGAGAGUCGCUUUUAACAUGGUGGCUGUCUUUGAUCUCGAUCUUGGCGAAGGUGGGAAGCGUCGUUUACUUGGAAAGGAUGUGCUGAAACGCGGUGAUCUCGUCGAACUGGAGGUUUAUACACUUGUUGAAAAACCAGUGCAAGUGCUUUCUGACAACGCAAGCAUCUUCACAAACUACCAGGUGGACGAUGGUGGCAAUCUUCUCGCGGUCAAAUCGGACGAAACUCUAAGUACGCUGGUGUUCAAGCUGGCUGUUGUUGAACUAUUGGACAUGUCGCAUUCAACUGUGAUAAAUGAUGUUCAAUACUCAAUAAUUAACAAGUGUAAGUUUGGUACUCUUUGGUGGUUCCAUAAUACGGACAGACAUUUCGAAAUGUUGAAAAACGAUUCUCAAGAUUAA
Molecule: messenger RNA, 453 nt
Organism: Mucor mucedo
Lineage: Eukaryota; Fungi; Mucoromycota; Mucoromycetes; Mucorales; Mucoraceae
Exons: 1
Coding region: 1-453 (150 amino acids)
Source: RefSeq, a predicted model, not a curated record